AUGCACCGAAAUGCCCAAACAACGCGCAAAUCAGACAUCGAGAAUUGUUGUUUGGCAGACCGCCACCGCCUUGACGUUUCAGCUCCACCUGCAGGAACCACAAACGUUGCGUGCGCUGGUACUGUAACAGCGGGCCACGUGCAUGCGUUUCAGCGGUCACCAACCAACCAUGACGACGAUGACUUCAUCUCGGCAGAUCGCACGGAUGUGCCUCUCAAGCCUUAUGCGCAGAAUGAGGAGCUGAAGAUUGAGUGGGUUUCUACUAUGACGAAAGAUGGCUUCACGUCUCCGAACUGCUGGUAUCGAGCUUUGAAGGAGGACUAUCAUCUCGACACGGAGAAGGGGUUGGAUGGGAAGCUUGACAAGCCUUACUUGUUCAUUGCAAGCGAUGGUGAUGCGGUGUGCAGGACUGAUGCCAUUGAGAGAGCCAAGGGGUCGGGACUUGUGCCUGAUCAUGAGGUCCACGAGGUGCAUAGUGGGCACUGGGCUCCGUUCGAGCAGCAGGAUCAGAUUUCCAAGAUCGUGCUUGAAUGGCUCAAGAAGAAGGGAUUCUCAGGGUUAUGA
Messenger RNA from Fulvia fulva, 564 nucleotides. RefSeq lists its product as uncharacterized. The transcript has a single exon. Lineage: Eukaryota; Fungi; Ascomycota; Dothideomycetes; Mycosphaerellales; Mycosphaerellaceae. The coding region runs from base 1 to 564 and encodes 187 amino acids. The record is from RefSeq and is a predicted model, not a curated record.